UGUGUGUGUAUGUGUGUGUGUGUGUGUGUGUGUGUGUGUGUGUGAUAGUGAGUAUUACAUGGUGGGUUUCAACAGAUGGGAAGCAGCAAGGUUCGAUGGAAGCAGAUAAAAACCCCCGGGGCUGCUACGGUACGUGUACAUUCUCCGCACCGUUCUGGUGGGAUGAUAAAUUCGCGAUUAGCGCAAGAUUAGCGGGUGGGCUAACGAGAAGGUUUGUUUGAGUGAGUGAACAACUUCCCAAGUGUAUAGUGAAGGGCUGCGCGAACGCAGCGAACCAGCAAGGAUGCGAUCCUUGACCAACCCAGCGGGGCUGGCGCUGCUAGUGUUGUUUGCACUAUCGUUUAGCGCCAACGUUGUCCAAGCUUAUGGAGCGAAAACGACAUCGAGAGUAUGCUUCUCCAGCGUCGCCAACUUCACCGGAAACACUGCUAUCGGGCUGUGCUCGCAGGCAGUGUUGCAAAUACUCAGGGUGGGUGUGAACGGCACGAUCGCGUACGUUACGACCGCCACAACGCCUCAGUCAACCGUGCUCAAACUGCUGCCGACCUACUGUAACCGAAGGCUGGCGUAUCCGUACCUCGAACCGUACCUGUCUGUUGUCGGGUCCGGCACGGAAGGACCGGUUGCUACCAUCCUAGCGAAUCCGACAAUUCGAGCAAACUACAUCCGGGCGCUGAUCACGUUCAUGAAGUCUUACCCGCGCUGCGUCGGACUAUUUAUCGAUUUCAGCAACCUCACCACAUCACAGGCGGCCGGUUAUGCCGCGUUCAUGCAGGCCCUGUUCCAGGCGGCUGGUACAGCUUCGCUCAAGCUGGCCUCAGCGCUGCCCUGGGAGGCAGACCGGUACGCCGAUGUCUACUACAGCGUCACUUUAAGAAGCUUAGCGUUUAACGUGCUGCGCACGUACGAUGAAUUCUACUCAUCGCUUACAACGGUCGUACGGCCGCUGAACCCGCUAGUUGCUAUGGCCGCACCGUUUAACGCCACGACGAAAACUAUCUCGUACAACCUGUACCGGUGGAUAAUCAAGGGACUGAACCCGAACAGCAUCAUACUCGGCCUGUCGAUGUAUGCUCGCGCAUAUACUGUGACAAAAGUUAGCCAGUUCGGUGCUACGGGAACGGCUAGCGCUUCGGUGGUAUCAUACUGCGAUGCACUUCUUUUCUCGACCAAGUUUGGACUGCAAACGAGCAGCGCUGGAGAGAGUGUAUCCUCUAGCAGCAGCAUGGCUUACGUAUUCACUUCGUUUCAAUCGGCUGAGCUCAAGCUGAACUUUGCAGUGUCUAAUAAUUUGGCUGGUGUUGCAUUGUUCUCAUUGAACACUGCCGGCACCAAUGCAGAGCUGCUGCGUUACGUGACGAGUAUUAUUGCACCGACGCCACCAACAGGUUUCCAAUAUCCUGUGGCGUCGUAUCCUACAUGCGGUGUUUCCAUUACAUUCCCAUCGUUGGUGGCUAUAACUACACUACCAACAGCCUCCACAGCAGCGGGUGGCGGCUCAACUGCUGCUGGAGGAGGAUCCACUGCCGCUGGAGGAGGUUCAACAGCCUCUGGAGGAGGAUCAACAGCCGCUGGAGGAGGAUCCACAGCUGCUGGAGGAGGAUCAACAGCCGCUGGAGGUGGAUCAACAGCCGCUGGAGGAGGCUCGACUGCAGGAGGAGGAGGAACUACAGCCGCUGGAGGAGGAUCAACAGCCGCUGGAGGAGGUUCGACUGCUGCUGGAGGAGGAACUACUGCCGCUGGAGGAGGCUCGACUGCCGCUGGAGGAGGCUCUACUGUCGCUGGAGGAGGAUCAACAGCCGCUGGAGGAGGUUCGACUGCAGCAGGAGGUGGAACUACAGCCGCUGGAGGAGGCUCAACUGCCGCUGGAGGAGGUUCAACAGCCGCUGGAGGAGGAUCUACUGUCGCUGGAGGAGGAUCUACAGCCGCUGGAGGAGGAUCAACAGCCGCUGGAGGAGGAUCAACAGCCGCUGGAGGAGGUUCAACAGCCGCUGGAGGAGGAACAACUGCCGCUGGAGGAGGAUCAACUGCUGCUGGAGGAGGCUCGACUGCCGCUGGAGGAGGCUCUACUGUCGCUGGAGGAGGAUCAACAGCCGCUGGAGGAGGUUCGACUGCAGCAGGAGGUGGAACUACAGCCGCUGGAGGAGGCUCUACUGCCGCUGGAGGAGGAAGUACUGCUGCUGGGGGUGGAACUACUGUCGCUGGAGGAGGAUCAACAGCCGCUGGAGGAGGUUCUACUGCCGCUGGAGGAGGCUCGACUGCCGCAGGUGGAGGUUCAACUGCGGCUGGAGGAGGUUCAACAGCCGCUGGAGGAGGUUCAACAGCCGCUGGAGGAGGCUCGACUGUUGCUGGAGGAGGUUCAACAGCCGCUGGAGGAGGCUCAACAGCCGCCGGAGGAGGAUCAACAGCUGCUGGAGGAGGUUCAACAGCCGCUGGAGGAGGCUCAACAGCCGCUGGAGGAGGCUCAACAGCCGCUGGAGGAGGAUCAACAGCCGCUGGAGGAGGAUCAACAGCCGCUGGAGGAGGUUCAACAGCCGCUGGAGGAGGAACAACUGCCGCUGGAGGAGGAUCAACUGCUGCUGGAGGAGGCUCGACUGCCGCUGGAGGAGGUUCAACAGCCGCUGGAGGAGGCUCGACUGCCGCUGGAGGAGGUUCAACUGCUGCUGGAGGAGGUUCUACUGCCGCUGGAGGAGGAUCAACUGCUGCUGGAGGAGGCUCAACAGCCGCUGGUGGAGGCUCAACUGCCGCUGGAGGAGGUUCAACUGCUGCUGGAGGAGGAACAACUGCCGCUGGAGGAGGAUCAACUGCUGCUGGAGGAGGAUCAACAGCCGCUGGAGGAGGAUCAACAGCCGCUGGAGGAGGCUCAACAGCCGCUGGAGGAGGAUCAACAGCCGCUGGAGGAGGAUCAACAGCCGCUGGAGGAGGCUCGACUGUUGCUGGAGGAGGAUCAACCGCCGUAGGAGGAGGAUCAACAGCCGCCGGAGGAGGAUCAACAGCUGCUGGAGGAGGUUCAACAGCAGCUGGAGGAGGCUCGACUGCAGCAGGAGGAGGAACUACUGCCGCUGGAGGAGGCUCAACUGUCGCCGGUGGUGGUUCAACAGCCGCUGGGGGUGGAACUACAGUAGCCGGAGGAGGUUCGACUGCUGCUGGAGGAGGUUCAACAGCAGCUGGAGGAGGAUCAACAGCCGCUGGAGGAGGUUCGACUGCUGCUGGAGGUGGAACUACUGCCGCUGGAGGAGGCUCGACUGUUGCUGGAGGAGGUUCAACAGCCGCUGGAGGAGGCUCGACUGCUGCUGGAGGAGGCUCAACAGCCGCUGGAGGAGGUUCGACUGGUGCUGGAGCUGGAACUACUGCCGCUGGAGGAGGUUCAACAGUCGCUGGAGGAGGAUCAACAGCUGCUGGAGGAGGUUCGACAGCCGCUGGAGGAGGUUCAACAGCCGCUGGAGGAGGUUCAACAGCCGCUGGAGGAGGUUCGACUGCUGCUGGAGGUGGAACUACUGCCGCUGGAGGAGGCUCGACUGUUGCUGGAGGAGGUUCAACAGCCGCUGGAGGAGGCUCGACUGCUGCUGGAGGAGGCUCAACAGCCGCUGGAGGAGGUUCGACUGGUGCUGGAGGUGGAACUACUGCCGCUGGAGGAGGUUCAACAGUCGCUGGAGGAGGAUCAACAGCUGCUGGAGGAGGUUCGACAGCCGCUGGAGGAGGUUCAACAGCCGCUGGAGGAGGUUCAACAGCCGCUGGAGGUGGUUCUACUGCCGCUGGAGGAGAAUCAACUGCUGCUGGAGGAGGUUCAACAGCCGCUGGAGGAGGCUCGACAGCUGCUGGAGGAGGUUCAACAGCCGCUGGAGGAGGUUCGACUGCUGCUGGAGGAGGUUCAACAGCCGCUGGAGGAGGAUCAACUGCUGCUGGAGGUGGAACUACUACCGCUGGAGGAGGCUCGACUGCUGCUGGAGGAGGUUCAACAGCCGCUGGAGGAGGCUCAACAGCUGCUGGAGGAGGUUCAACAGCCGCUGGAGGUGGUUCUACUGCCGCUGGAGGAGGAUCAACUGCUGCUGGAGGAGGUUCAACAGCCGCUGGAGGAGGCUCGACAGCUGCUGGAGGAGGUUCAACAGCCGCUGGAGGAGGUUCAACAGCUGCUGGAGGAGGUUCAACUGCCGCUGGAGGAGGAUCAACAGCCGCUGGAGGAGGCUCGACUGCAGUAGGAGGUGGAACUACUGCCGUAGGAGGAGGCUCAACUGCCGCCGGUGGUGGUUCAACAGCCGCUGGGGGUGGAACUACAGUAGCCGGAGGAGGUUCGACUGCUGCUGGAGGUGGAACUACUGCGGCUGGAGGAGGUUCGACUGUUGCUGGAGGAGGAUCAACAGCCGCUGGAGGAGGCUCGACUGCUGCUGGAGGAGGUUCAACAACUGCUGGAGGAGGUUCAACAGCCGCUGGAGGAGGAUCAACAGCUGCUGGAGGAGGAUCAACAGCUGCUGGAGGAGGCUCAACUGCCGCUGGAGGAGGAUCAACAGCCGCUGGAGGAGGAUCAACUGCUGCUCAAGGAGGUUCAACAGCCGCUGGAGGAGGCUCAACAGCCGCUGGAGGAGGAUCAACAGCCGCUGGAGGAGGAUCAACAGCCGCUGGAGGAGGUUCUACUGCAGCUGGAGGAGGUUCAACUGCUGCUGGAGGAGGUACAACAGCCGCUGGAGGAGGUUCAACAGCCGCUGGAGGAGGUUCAACAGCCGCUGGAGGAGGUUCGACAGCCGCUGGAGGAGGUUCAACAGUCGCUGGAGGAGGCUCGACUGCCGCUGAAGGAGGCUCGACUGCCGCUGGAGGAGGAUCAACAGCCGCUGGAGGAGGAUCAACAGCUGCUGGAGGAGGCUCAACAGCCGCUGGAGGAGGAUCAACAGCCGCUGGUGGAGGAUCAACUGCUGCAGGAGGAGGCUCAACAGCCGCUGGAGGAGGCUCGACUGCAGCAGGAGGAGGAUCUACAGCCGCUGGAGGAGGAUCAACUGCUGCAGGAGGAGGAUCAACAGCCGCUGGAGGAGGAUCAACUGCUGCAGGAGGAGGAUCAACAGCCGCUGGAGGAGGAUCAACUGCUGCAGGAGGAGGAUCAACAGCCGCUGGAGGAGGUUCAACUGCUGCUGGAGGAGGUUCAACAGCCGCUGGAGGAGGAUCAACAGCCGCUGGAGGAGGAUCAACAGCCGCUGGAGGAGGCUCGACUGCCGCUGGAGGAGGCUCAACAGCCGCUGGAGGAGGAUCAACAGCUGCUGGAGGAGGUUCAACAGCCGCUGGAGGAGGCACCACGUCUGCACCACAACCUACUGUUGUUUGCGGCAUUACUGUACGGUCGCAGUACGGAGCUCUUGUUAGCAGUUUUUGUGAUUCUGUUUUAGAGAUCAACCUGUACAUUCAAUCUGGAAGUGCGUGUGGGGUUGUAGUGUAACGUGGAGUUAGUUUUAAUUUAAUGUCAUUAUAAUGUUUUUCAAAUGAAUGUUAAUAAAGGUGAUUAGAAAUACAAAUUAAUAGAAAAAAAUGUCUAUGCUACUGUCAUUUUAAUUAGCGAAUGAAAAUGCAGUGAAACAUUAUUUGUGCUGGUUCUAAAAUUAUCAAUAAGAUUUAAUAAAAAUAUACAUCGUUAGCGGUGAAAUUUAUUCAAAAUUUAUUGUUGAAACAGCAGACUUGCCCAGUGCUACAUCAGUUGUUUGCACAGUUGAUGUAGAACACGCGCGAUACAGCUGACCAAAUAAAACCAGUUUCGGGUACGCUUAGUUGCAGUGCAGUAUCAUUCGAUAAAGGAUUGAGCUGUGAGGUUACUUCAUUUGACAAACUUAUUCUAAUGGGCUCUGGCAAUGGUGAUAACAAGGCACCGUCACCCUUCAAUCAAGCAAAGAUGGUCGACCCUCACGCAUACCCACACAAUCAACCGGUGAACGAAACAAGCGAUGACAAACUGACGAUGUCAUAGUGUUACUUUUUUGUUGAAGUAAUAGGUGAAAAAUAAAAUAAAAACAGUUUCCUAAUGCGCUUGCAUACGCUAGAAGGUCAGAUGCCACGAUUUGGGCGAUGACUACUGUUUUGCAAACUAUUUAACGUAUGAGAGCAAUUUUACUUUAAGAUACCUUUCUGCUUGAUGCCGUUACUUUGUUCGUGAAAUAAAAUAACCCAAUUCUGA
Molecule: messenger RNA, 6151 nt
Organism: Anopheles gambiae (African malaria mosquito)
Lineage: Eukaryota; Metazoa; Arthropoda; Insecta; Diptera; Culicidae
Product: autotransporter adhesin BpaC
Exons: 9
Coding region: 284-5422 (1712 amino acids)
Biological process (GO): carbohydrate metabolic process
Source: RefSeq, a predicted model, not a curated record